GACGUUUGGGACCUCUUCCUCUAGCGUUCCGUCGUCGUCUUCUUCUUUCUCUUCUGGUUUUCCUGCAAAAAUCCGUGGAAGAAGAGAUCGAGAUUCGUCAGCGAUGGGGAUAUUGGAUGCAGGAGUGAGAAUCGCCGCGAGGUUCAAUUCUCACUGCCCUCAGACGUCGAGGAUGUACUACCAUCCUCCUCCGCCGCCUCCGCCGCCGAAACAGGAUGAUUCGGCGAAUCGCCGCCCCGACGCCGGAGAUGCUUCCGGUAAGAACUGCGCCGCGGCUGGUACGCUCUUCUCCAAGGCGGCCGCAGGGAUCGAUCCCGCUCAUUUCAUUCUCUAUUCUGUUUGAAUUUAAUGGAUCCAUUGCAAAGCCAUAUCAUUUUUUGAAUUAAUUGUUAGAUCGAGCGUCACAUUCAUUGAAUAUUGUUCGUCCUUUAAUUCGAUCUGUACUCGAAUCAUCAUUUUUGCUUGAAUCUAUUCAUUGAAUCGUUCAAUUAUUUAUUUUGGCUUCGUUCUUCUAAAGUUCCAUUGAAUCUAUUUGCAGAAAUUCGUGUUUGAAAUUGAAUUGGUGAAAUGUGAGUAGUCCGUAGAAAAGUUCACAGGGUGGUUCCCCCAUGUCGCCCAAAGUCAAAUUAGUCAAUAAAACGUUUAAACUUAU
This is a messenger RNA of Cuscuta campestris, 652 nucleotides long. Lineage: Eukaryota; Viridiplantae; Streptophyta; Magnoliopsida; Solanales; Convolvulaceae. The record is from the annotation of a GenBank genome assembly.